AUGGAAAAAAACAAAAGGAGAAAAGAUAGAAACAUGGAAGUGCUAUUAGCAAAUCAUUCUCUCUCGGCUCAAGAAUGGAUUGUUGAUUGCGAUGAUUGUGAUGUAGAUGAAGUAGACCCAAAAACGGUUGAUGAAGCUCUAGCAACCGAUGUUAGUCAAGCACCCCGAGAAAGUCCAAGAACGAGGGAACUUUUAGAUGAAGAUUUCGAGUCCGAAAGUGAGGAGCAAGUGUUAGAAGAAGACGAAUACGAGUCGGAUGGGGUUCAAAUAAUGGAAGUAUGCGGAUAA
Messenger RNA from Lactuca virosa, 288 nucleotides. Lineage: Eukaryota; Viridiplantae; Streptophyta; Magnoliopsida; Asterales; Asteraceae. The record is from the annotation of a GenBank genome assembly.